GGCACAUUAAACGCACCAAUGGAGCAUGCAUCACCUGGAGGUCCUCGCCAGCAGCUCCCGCCGCUGCAGUACACUCCAUCGGAACAGGGAAUCCUUGACAGCUACCGCGGUGCGUCCGUCCACCGAGCGGGAAAAGUAAACUCGGCUGUGUCGCUUCCGUCCAUGCAAGAAACACCGACACGCGACGACUGCGACACCCCUUCGCCGCCACACGAAAACACUACCGCAUCAAGGGAUACAGCUCCGUUCGCUGCGUCAAAUCGCGUGCUCCCCGUGGGAGGCAUGCCAACCCCGCCCCCUGCGGUAGAUCAUGCAACGCCGUGUCCCUUGGCAGCCACCGAGUCGGUCGGGAGGGCCCUGUUGAGGCGGGUCGUCGCGUUCGUGUUCUUGCAAGCAUGCCACGAAAACAUUGACAUUUACCAUGACGCAACGCUCUCGUUUGCGUGGAUGAUUCACCCAAACUCCAACUUUCGCAAGAUUUGGGACACCACGAUUGCGUUCAUGGUGCUCUACGUGUGCUACGUCACGCCGGUCUACUUGGCUUUCGAUUUCCUCAAGUGGGACCUCUUGUCUCCCGUCGAGACGUUCCUGAACGUGUGCUUUGUCGCGGACAUGAUUCUGUCGUUCCGGACGGGUGUGUUUGCGUCGGGCGAAGUCCGCAUGGACGCGAGAUUCGUCGCCCAGCACUACCUCCGGUCGUGGUUCUUGAUCGACCUCAUCUCCAACAUCCCAUUCGACAAGGUGUUUUCCGACAGCUCCAUGAACAAACAAAACUCGACCAUGAAAUUCGUCAAGCUCGAAAAGCUCCCCAAGCUCCUGCGCUUUGGCAUUCUCCUCAAAUACUUGCGCCAGUACGCCAAGUACUACAACUUGCUCUUGACGUCGUCUGCCAUGGUGCUCUGCCUCCACUGCUUGACUUGUUUCUGGGUGUACGUCUUUAACGAGUGCGACACGAUCGGGUGCCCCCCCGACGAAGCAUUUGAACUGUACACACAAAGCUUUUACAACGUCCUGCUCUUGUUUUUGGGCAUUGGCGAGGGAUCUUCGUUCCAAGCGUCGCCGUACUUGAGCUCACCGUCGGUCACAGUCAAGCCGUCCAUGUACGGGCUAUGCAUCGCGAUCGCCAUUAUGGGAGCCAUGAUGUGCUCCUUCAUGUUUGGCAACAUCCUGACCCUCAUGAUGAGCUGGGACCAGCAAAGUUCGAGCUUUCGCAACCGCAUGGACGUGAUCUCGUCCGAAAUGAAGCACUACAACUUACCUGGGGAGCUCCAGCAUCGCGUGAAGCGCAAUUACGAUUACUUGUGGAUUAACCAGCGGGCAUAUGCUGACAUGACGCUGCUCAACCAACCUGGCCUGUCUAAGCCCCUGCGGACCACGAUAGCACUUCACUUGUUCGACAUGCCAUGCAACCUAACGACGCCUCCAACCCCUCUCUGGCUCUUGUCUAGGUACAAAGACUUGCUCAACACAGUACCGAUCUUUGCCGGAUCCGACUCGAAGUUCCUUGGCAAAGUUUGCAUGGCGCUCGACACAGCCGUGUACCUCCCUGGCGACAUCAUCAUCCAUAAGGACGACAUUGGCCGCGAAAUGUUUAUCGUCCGAAAAGGCCAAGUCGAAGUCUUGACCGCCGAGAGCCCGACACCCCAGUCCACGUACCGACGUAUGUCGCUAUCGAGCAAGCACCUUUCGACCGUCCCAAACUCGCGCAUCAUCCUGCACGAUGGCGACUUCUUUGGCGAAACUGCCCUCGUUGCUGAAGUUCGGCGAACCAACACCGUAGUCGCCAUUACGAUUUGCGACCUGAACGUGUUGAGCAAGCAUGCUUUCAACGAGAUCUUGGCCGAAUAUCCCGAGUUCGGCACCAAGAUGCAGCAGUCCGUUGUGACUCGUCAGCUGGCCAACAUGAACAUUCGGUCGCCCACGACGAAGAAGAAGGUCGAGAACCAACUCAACCACUUGGUCCAAAAGUCCAUGAUGCGCCGGCGCUUGAGCAAUACGUGGAAGGGCGUAUACAAGGCCAAGAAGAUGGCAGAUAAGCUCAAGAGCAUUCAAGAAAGGGCCAAAAAGACGGACGAGACUGGGACGGGAGGCGACGGCACUGCGAGGCGGUCGACGCGAACGACGUUCAUCGCCAACUUCUUGAGCAAAGUCCCGAGUAAGCGAGGGUUGCUGGAAAUGCUACCUCGAAGCAGCGGCGGAAACCUCUUGACAUCACGAAGCAUGCGCCGUGAGUCCAACAAGAAGAGUUUGGAAUCCAAAAACGACGAUGUUGUGGGGGACGACGAUGGCGCGGACGAGACUGCUGCAGCCAUGGAUGCUGACAACGCUGUGCCAAACGAAGUCGCAAUAGCCCCACGCAAGCGCAAAAUGGCCGCCGCGGCUGGUGAUUUAGUCAGCCGACGGCUCAAUGCGGCGGAGAUCCAAGCCAAGUUUGUCCCGUUCGCGCUGCUGGAAAUCAAUACGAUGGUGCUCGACAUUAAGGAGGCGCUUGAAAAGGUCCAGCGGAAGCUCGCGGUGACAAAUGUCGAUAGCGACAGCGACGACGAUGCCGUUCCUGCGCUCAAAUCAGACGAACUGAACGAGCCCAAGAUGGCAAAUUACGAUCUUGCCUACGCAACCACCGAUGACGAGGCACUAUUGAAAGGAGACAUGACACCAGAAGAUGCAGCUGCCCUGGAGCGUCUCGCGAAGAUGCAGAAGGACCAAGAUCAGCUCUUGGUGUCCACGGCAAACCACCCGCCCGUUGAAUCUCCAAGUUCUGCUGCAUCGAUUUUAGACUCUCAACUACCCAGCGACGUGAAGGAGCCUGCGCCACCACCAAAGCCACAUUCAAAAAAGCGGAAGAGUCGGAAAACAGAGCGGUAAUGGAAAUCGACAUGUGUUGGAACUUUGUCUUAGACAGCAGGAGUUGGUUGGUACGACGAGAGCACCGAUGUCAGGAUCGCUUGGAUGUCGGCGGUUUGAGUGUCGCGCGAUUUUUUGCCCAAGUUGCCCAGCACGGUCUCGUUGAGCUGAGUUUUUCGACACGCAAUGUCGAAGAUGGACUUAUCUACGGACUCUUCGGUAACCAAUUUGUACACUGUCACGGGCUUGGUUUGGCCGAUGCGGUGACACCGAUCCAUGGCUUGGGCAUCGAUAGUAGGGUUGAAAUCUAAGUCAUGGAGGAUCACGGUAUCGGCGGCGGUCAAGUUGAUGCCCAUGCCGCCAGCACGGGUACUGAGGAGGAAGCAAAAGAUAUUGGGGUCGUCGUUGUACUCGUCGAUGAGAGACUGUCGCGAUUCGAUGUCUGUGCUUCCGUCCAAGCGAGUGUACCGAUGGUUCGUGUGAAUCAAGAAAGUUUCGAGCAAAUCGAGCAUCUUCGUCCACUGCGAAAAGAUCAGCACACGAUGCUUCUCGGCCUUGAGCUUGGGUAGCAGCUCGCGCAGCAGGUCAAACUUGCCAGAGUCAAGCAAUUUAUCGGACGGCAAUUGAAGUGCCAGCAUUUCAGGAAUAUGCGCGUACUCAAGACACAGUUGAUGCAACUCAAAGUCAGAGUAACCUUCGAUCUCAUUCUUCACCAUGUCCAAGGAGCACUCAGUGCCAAAUUCGCCAUUUCGGUACAGAUGCCGUGCAAAGACUUCCAUCACGGUCGGCGAUUCGUAGUGCUGUCUCAAAAGCACUGGGUGAUUGGCGGCUUUCCGAAGCAGCGUAAACACGUUGCUGUCGGACGUUGGAUCGUUUUUACCCUUGCCAGGCACAAUGGUUGAUGGCGCACGACCCAUGAGGAGCUUCAUUUCUCGGGACGGUUUGGUUCUCUGUGUGGUACUGUCCGACGCACUAGAGACACCUUUCUUGGCCUCUUUUCGCAGCAGCGUUGUUUCGAUAACUUUGUUGUACACCGCCAGUUGAUGGGCAUUCAUCUUGACGUUCUGGACAACUUCAGUCUUCGGGACCAUUUGUGCCAACACGAGCUUCUUUAAACGGCGCAGGAUGAACGGAGCAAGAAUUCGUCGAAUCUUCGAGCAUGACGUUUUUUCUUCACCACCAAAGAAUUCCAGUAGCUCAUCGGAUCCAUGGUUAAAUAUCGUUGGCAUGAGAAAGCUCAGCAGUGCCAGCAAUUCGCUUAAGUUGUUUUGGAUCGGUGUUCCGCUCAAUACGAGUCGGUUACGGGUCUUCAAGGCCGAUAUUCGCUUGAACCGCGACGUGUUGGAGUUCUUGAUCGUGUGUCCUUCAUCCAAAACCAAGUACCCGUAGCUGAAACUGCGCAGAAACUUGCGAUCCUCCGACGCACUGUCGCGCUCAAAGUACGUGUAUGUGGUCAGGAGAAUAUCAAAUGUGCCGGGUUGUAGCUCGUCCAUGAUCAAGUUUCGUUCGUCAAUGGAACCGUGGAAUGUACGCACACGCAACGUCGGUGCGAACCGCUCGAUCUCUCGCUUCCAGUUGCUCAGAACGGAUGAAGGCACAAUGACCAGAUGGGGUUGUUUCAUCUGGGAGCACACCAUCGCGAGGAAUGCAAUUGUUUGCACGGUUUUCCCGAGGCCCAUUUCGUCGGCAAGUACUGCCGACACCUUAUGUUGGUAAAGCAAGUAGAGCCAAUUGAUGCCAACAACUUGGUAUGGCUGCAGCACCAGCGACGGAUUCAGGCCGGGAAUAUCUUUCUGAGUCAGCAUUCGUUCGUCGUCUUUGAUUGCCGUGAGAGCAACUUCCUCGUCGGUGUUCGACUGGCCCCAUUUCGCAAUUGACAGACGCAACGUGCUCGAAAUUGCUUCACACGAUUGCAGCAUGCCAGCAACUUCGUCUUGUUUCGACCGCUUGGUAUUGCUGCGCUUGUCGUAGCUGUCUCCAUCAUCUGAGUCGUCGUCGUCAUCGUCGUCGUC
Aphanomyces invadans is the source of this 4856-nucleotide messenger RNA. RefSeq lists its product as hypothetical. Bases 19 to 2865 code for a protein of 948 amino acids. The record is from RefSeq and is a predicted model, not a curated record. The transcript has 12 exons. Lineage: Eukaryota; Oomycota; Saprolegniomycetes; Saprolegniales; Verrucalvaceae.